AUGCCCGAUAUCUUCAAAGACUCAGAGUAUUGGACAACCGACAUGGAAGCACAGGUUGAGGGCCUCAUGGAAACCGCAAUGGGUGUAGCAGUGGUGAUAGGGAAGUCUACGCUUUCCCGCGAAGAAAUAGUGCACCACGUAGCGGCUGAACGCCUCAAGCAAUCAAGUCUUAGCGUUCAACUCGAGAUUCAGAGAAAGAGGGAGCUUUAUUACAAGGAGGACUUGGAGAAAUGGGACAAGAAAUUCAAAUGGGAACCCGCUGGGACCGAAGACGCUGAAGAAUUCGCCGUUGAAGUCAACGCUCUUCUAAAGAAAGUUGCAUCGUACGUUGCGAGAAAGUGCUCCGGCGUCUGCGUAUGGUAUACAUUUGGGCCCGAGAACAUUCAUCAGGCAACGGGAACUUGUGGUCAUAUCGGCGGGCGUCGGGCCAGCUUACACUCCGAUGAGAUUACGCAGAACACAGACUCCGAUCUCGUGGCCCACAUCUCAGCGCAAGCCGAAUUACUCAUCAAAGUGGAGUAA
Molecule: messenger RNA, 522 nt
Organism: Peniophora sp. CBMAI 1063
Lineage: Eukaryota; Fungi; Basidiomycota; Agaricomycetes; Russulales; Peniophoraceae
Source: the annotation of a GenBank genome assembly